CGUUUCCUAAGUGACAAUAUACCUGGUGCUUGUGAAAAGUGAGAUUACCAUGAUUACAACCUUUGUUUUCACAAAAAUCCGACAAAAAAAUAAGUAGAUAAGAUUCUGUUAUUGGAUCUGGUAUCAUUAUAGUGUGCUAACUUCCUUUUCGUUUUAACUUUAUUUUCAUGCUUAUAUUCAGUUAAGCAUGCUGUCCUGGGCACACAGUUGUCUGGGCUGUGCUGUCUGUCCAGGAUAGGGAAUCAGUGAUUAGGCCGUCUGUCCAGAAGAGGGCAUUAGAAUUUUAGUUUUAUUUUCGUGCUUAUAUUCAGUUAAGCAUGCUGUCCUGGGCACACAGUUAUCUGUUAUCUGGGCUGUGCUGUCUGUCCAGGAUAGGGCAUCAGUGAUUAGGCUGGCUGUCCAGAAUAGGGCACCAGUGGUCAGGCUGUCUGUCCAGAAUAGGGCAUCAGUGGUCAGGCUGGCUGUCCAGGAUAAGGCACCAGUGGUUAGGUUGUCUGUCUAGAAUAAGGCAUCAGUGGUUAGUGAGAGAGAAAUCUUAGCCGUACACCUCCCUACAGAGCUAUUAAAACUUGCCCAGGUUUGGAUAUGCAGGGCUCACACUGGAAUGAAUUUUGUUUUAGCCAAUUUUCAGAUGUGUGAAGAAUUUCCUUCAAAAUUAUUUUAAAAGUGUUUAAUUUAAAGAAUUUUAUUAGCCAAAGACUAAAUGCUGUAGCCACUAUGUAUAAAAAUUAGUAUUUGGCUAACUUGGCAAUAGACAGGGUGAGCCCUGGAUACAAAUCUAGGACCUACCAGGCUAAUAAUUUAACCACAAAGCCAAGGAGGCUGCAUGAUCAGUCUGGGUAGAUGAAGCUGUCCAGGACCAAUUACAAAAUCCAUCUCAAUUUAAAAAUUGGAGGAAAGAAAAAAGUACACCCAUUUAAAAUGUCCCUCAAGUUUUUAACACCUUGCAGGCUUCCAUUGAUGAUGUUUAUGAUUAUUAAUAUAACACAUGAAGACUGGUAUUUCAUAUCUGAACAUUGUCAUUAAUGAAUAUCAGAUUAUAUUGAUAAUCGUAGAAGAAUAUUUUAAAAUCUUAAAAAUGGUCAUGAAAAAGCCAUUAAAAAUUUAUGGAGAUUAAUGAAAUCAGUAUAAUAGUGUUUGAACCGUAUAGUUUCUAAUUACGUAACAACAGACACAGGGCUCAAACUUAACAAAGACACCGACGGCAAUUGCUGUCGUUGAGAUAUAAAUUGCUGUGGGUUGGAAGCAUCACCAAUGGCACUUUUAUGCCACUGGAUAAAAAUUACUGCCGUCAGUAAAACUCCUCAACAACAGUAAAAUGAAUAUAAUCUGGUGUAUAUUAUCUGCCAGUGUUUAAAAUUUGUACAUUUAAAAUAUGUCUGUAUAUGCAACAAAUUAACCCUAGUCAUAUUUAUUUGCUGCGAAAGUGGCCUUUUGGAACAUUGCCAUAGGCAGGUUCAAAACUGCUGUCCAUGGGCUGUUUCACCCACAGCAAUUUAAAACAAAAAUUCCUGUGGGUGACAAGUUCGAGGCCUGCAGCCAUUGGAGUGGAUUUGUAAACGUGGCUUGUAGAAACAUAAUAUUUUGUAACCAUAUAGAAAUGUCAUAAAAAUUGACAUGGUUUUAGACAGAAGAAACAUGCUGUAACACAUUUUUGAAAUUACAUGCCUUAUGUUCAUUGUGCUGGGGCAGAAGGAAUAACAUUCAACACAAAAUGAUAUAUUAGCUACAGUUGUGCUUGGGAUAAGAAAAAACUACAGAAAACAUAUUGAAUAUAUUGUUUUGUUGCUAUAUCAUGAAACAAUACUAAAGAGAAAAAUAAUAGCUGAAAAACGGACUAGUUGAAUAACCCGAUUCUUAUAUACAUGAUAGGUCUAUCUAACUGUCAUGUCAGAAUUCCCAUGUGCCAUUGAAUCCGUAAUUUCAGGGAGAGGCAUCGUCCUGUGAUGAUUAAACUUCCCUUGCACUUUGCUUCAUGCAUCUGAUGUACUCUGUCUUAUUCAUAGAUGCAAUAUAUACAAAUUAAAAUUAGGUUUUUGUCUUUUUUCACUUGUUUUCUUCCACUUUCCAACGAGCUCCCCGGUUAUCGUUGGCCAUGGAGCUUGCGUAACCCCGCAAUGGAGAGGAAAUCACAACAAACAGAAACUUAGCAACUGCAGCUUCCGGUCUAUUCCAUGUUGACAACUGUGUGUAACUUGGCGUCUGUGGGUGCAAAAUUCUUCUGUUAGAAGCUAAAUACCAUUAGCAAUGUUCAAGAACACGUUUCAAAGUGGUUUCUUAUCCAUACUUUAUAGUAUUGGAAGCAAACCUCUUCAAAUAUGGGACAAAAAGGUUCGAAAUGGACACAUUAAGAGAAUAACAGAUAAUGACAUUCAGUCCUUGGUGUUGGAAAUAGUUGGAACAAAUGUCAGCACAACAUUCAUCACAUGUCCUGCUAAUCUGAAAAAGACAUUGGGAAUCAAAUUGCCUUUCCUCGUCAUGAUUAUAAAAAACUUAAAGAAGUACUUCACAUUUGAAGUGCAGGUUUUGGAUGACAAGAAUGUGCGGAGAAGAUUCCGAGCAAGUAAUUACCAGAGCACGACACGUGUGAAACCGUUCAUCUGUACGAUGCCCAUGAGGUUGGACGAUGGGUGGAACCAGAUUCAGUUCAACCUGUCAGAUUUCACACGCCGGGCAUACGGAACAAACUACAUUGAAACACUGCGUGUACAGAUCCAUGCCAAUUGCCGAAUUCGUCGAGUCUACUUUUCCGAUAGAUUGUACUCUGAAGACGAAUUGCCAGCAGAAUUCAAACUCUACCUCCCAGUUCAGCCAAAAGCCAAGGCAUAACUAAAGCUCUCUCUCAGACUGGUUAAACAGACACUGGUACUCAAGUCAAACUAUAAAGAUAUUUGUUACAGUUAUGGUGGAACGAUGUCAUGUGUACAGUUAAUUGGCAAGUAUUGUGAAGCCAAGUACAUGUUAUUUUAAGUCAGAGGAAGAAAUUUGCUAUGUUCAAUCAUUUUGUCAUUGUGGUAAAUAUUUUAGUCUCAUUUCUACAUGUAUUAAUGCAAAAUCUGUCUAAAAGCUGUUGGUUUUGCAUAUAAUACAAAUUCAUCUUUUUAACACAUUAUUAUUGAUACAUAUAUAUUAUUGUAUUUUAUUAAGGUUAUAUAAUUGCAUAUAUAGAUAUG
This is a messenger RNA of Gigantopelta aegis, 3173 nucleotides long. Its product is annotated as cilia- and flagella-associated protein 20-like. Lineage: Eukaryota; Metazoa; Mollusca; Gastropoda; Neomphalida; Peltospiridae. The transcript has 5 exons. The coding region runs from base 2248 to 2829 and encodes 193 amino acids. Gene Ontology annotation, biological process: positive regulation of cell motility; regulation of cilium beat frequency involved in ciliary motility; cilium assembly. Gene Ontology annotation, cellular component: motile cilium; ciliary basal body. The record is from RefSeq and is a predicted model, not a curated record.